Galdieria sulphuraria is the source of this 806-nucleotide messenger RNA. RefSeq names its product MFS transporter, SP family, sugar:H+ symporter. Gene Ontology annotation, molecular function: myo-inositol:proton symporter activity. Gene Ontology annotation, biological process: transmembrane transport. The annotation marks the transcript as partial. Gene Ontology annotation, cellular component: membrane. NCBI's taxonomy places the organism in Eukaryota, Rhodophyta, Bangiophyceae, Galdieriales, Galdieriaceae. The transcript has a single exon. The record is from RefSeq and is a predicted model, not a curated record.
GUCAUGCUGCUAUAUUUGGAACUAUUAUUGCAAUUCUUUGUCAAUUUUCUGGAAUCAACUCUAUUAAUUAUUAUAUGGCUACUUNGAUGCAUGAAGUUGGUUUUAGUAGUGUUCAUGCUGUCUAUUCCAGUANGANAGGUAGUGGGACUUUGUUACUGUUUACUAUUCCUGCCAUUUAUUUUAUGGACAGAAUGGGAAGAAGAGUUUUAUGGUNAAGUCUUUUACCUGGAGUAUUGGUUGGUUGUUUCAUUAUUGGUUUUAGUUUUAGAGCCAGCAAUCUUCAUAUGGAAGAAGGCAUCUAUAUUUGGGGUAUUANAACUUAUUAUAUGUUUUGGGGUUCUGGAAUGGGACCUUAUGCAUGGGUAUUGGGUUCAGAAAUAUAUCCAACCUAUAUUCGAAGUGAAGGAAUGGCACUUGNGACUUGGUGGACUUAUANAGGCAAUUUUANAACAACUUAUUGCUUUACGAAAANGAAAACGGCUANGACUGCCCCAGGAAUUUUCAUUGGUUUUUAUGGAGGAUUUGUUACUAUUGCGUGGUUCUAUGCCAUGUUUANGAUGCCUGAAACUAAAGAUAAGACUCUGGAGGAAANAGAUGCUUUGUUUUCUAUGUCUAUGCCCGAUUNAGCUAGGCAUAAUUGGGAAAGCGUUAAACAGACAGUGGAUGAUCUUUUGCAUUUCCGAUNGAAACAAGUUUGGAAAGUACAGAGGUGAAUAAUGUAACCAAUCAAGGUUAAUUAUGUUUGAGUUGAUUGUUAUUGUGCAUGUUGUGAUUUGUUUUUUUUGAAUAAAAUGAGAUGGAUAUUC